UGAGAUAGAACACAACAAACACUUUCUGAUUUGAAAUUCUCGAGAGUCGACAACGGUGAAUGGAAUUUGUUUGGGGCGUGAUUUAUUGUUGAAACUAUUGUUUUUCACUCAAAUUUGUAACAAAAUCUAUGAUAAACCGAGAAGUUCAUCAGUUUAGAACUUCAAUUGCUCUAAAACAUCCAGUAACUAUAAAGUUUUCAGUUAACAAAACUAACUUCAACGAUUACUGUUACAAGUUAGGCGUGGCUCCUACUGUGAAACUUUCGAUAUUUACGUGUUGAUUCCAAACAAAAUAGGACUUUGUGAGUAAACAAAGUGCGAAAAUGGCUCCUGUAUUGGAAUCCUGUUGGUCACCAUGCAUCUGGUCGUCCGAUACGAAGAUUGGAAGCCGGGCAGUAGCCGUGUACACAAUUGCUAUGAGUUUGGUCUUGAUUACGUUUGUCGCGUAUCAAAUGGAUGGCGGUGACUCUACGCAACUUUGGAACCCACUGUUUGAAGCUGAUGUUAGAGGAUCUCUGCAAGUAUUUGGGGCAAUAUUCAUCAUAAUACUGACACUGCUUAUUGUGUUCUCCGUGCUCAUGAUAGUUGGUGUAAACAUCUACAUGCGAGGCUUCAUUCUGCCAUGGCUGCUAACUAUGGGGCUGAUCAUCGUCUUCCAACUGCUGUUUGGACUCUGGCUCCUGGGAGGAUACUAUAUUUAUUUGGAUGCUACUUUUGCUGCUCUUGUGGACUUCUUGUGGAUGGCCUACAAUUUGUAUUGCUGGCUUUGCGUGUUCUCGCAAUAUCAACUUAUAUUAGAAAUGCAAUCGCCGAAUAUAGAAAUUUUAGUGGAGUACUAACCCAGUAUGCCAAUGUUUAUUAUAAGGUAAGGUAAGGAAGAAACCAUUUUUAGAAUAAUGAAUUUUUCUUAUACAUAUAGACAAAUCAGGCAGAGAGAAUCAAGUUAACAAAAAAUUAUGUUUUAAUUAUUAUUUAUGUAUGUAUUGAAAUACAUGUUACAAUGUGUUCAGAAAUCAUUAUAAUAUGUUUAAACAUAGAAGUUAUUUUAAUUAUAAUGUGUUAUAUGAGAGGUGGUAUGCAGGUUAAUAUGGUCUCUUUAUAUCAUUGUAAUUUGAUGCUAAGAAUAUUGUAUAUUUUUCAUUACAUAUUCAAUGUGAAAAUCGGUUUUAAAAUUAAAUGUAGAUAGAUAAAUGAAAUUAUUUUUGUUUUAAAAAUAUUAGAACUUAGUAGAAUGACUUAGUAUGCCUUAAUAAAUGUGCCUAAAGAAAUAGAAUACUUAAUAGUUUGGAAAUUUUCAGUGUUUUUCGUACAUUGAACACGUUAUUUACAAUAAAGUAGGUAUUGUUAUUAAUUUGUAUAAAGCUCCACUUAUGUGUUCGGUUUUCAUAGUUGUAACCGUUUGAAAUGCUGUAAAUGCUGAACCAUAUAAAAAACAAAUAUUUAUCUCCUGCAAUACUUUUUGUAUGUUUCUGGCCUUCUAUUUAAUUGUAAUGACACUAACAUAAGUAACAUAAUUAGCUUUAAUCUGGAUGAAAACGUCCCAGUGUGGUGCAAAGCCAAUAUUUAUCAGAUCACAUACUUACAAACGAUGAUGUCCUCCUAGCUGAUUAUCGGCUACGGCGGCUGUUCCCAUUUAAGGACAUUAUCCAACUGCGCAGGACAUAUAGUGCACAAGCAUUUGCGCAGACACAAGUGCACUCACUAUUCCUUCACUCUCUGCGCCCGAUGGGACGGCAAUCCGACACGACCGGAGAGAGAUCAGGCGCAGGACUGACAUUUACGUGCUCUCCGAGGCACAGUUGUGUCACCACCAAGAACCACACUCCGGCCUGUCUGUCAGUCUUGCGCUUGAUCUCUCUGCAGUCGUGUCGGAUUGCCGUCCCAUCUGGCUAUGAGUAUGAGAGAACAGAGAGUAAGCCUGUUUCUUAGUAAACGCAACUGCACUAUAAUGCCUCAUGCAGGGGCACGAUUCUGCUAAUUUUACUUCAGCGACAUAUGAUUCACAUCCGACUGAGAUCCAAUCACGACUCAAUUACGAUUGAAGCGUAUGUGGCAUUCAGCAUUUUUUUUUUAAAUACUUAAACGUUUUUAUCCUUUUGUGAUUCAUUAAUGAAUAAUUUUAUCUGCAAAUGAUUUCCAAUUGCAAUAUGAUUGUAGAGAAAACUGCCGUUCCUAUAGGCCAAAAUGGCAGACCAAUCGCAAACCAAUCUAAUGUCGUUGGAAUACGAUUGGUCUUUUAUUAGUAGAUUCUGCUACUCCUGCCCGAUAUGGUUAUAACUGCUAUUGCAAUUCAAUUUCUAUUCAAUUUCGACAUUAUUAACGUAUCAGAAUCCUGCCCCAGAUGAAUGAUUUUCGAGAACAGCAACUAUGGCUAUAUUUAAAUUAGCCAGGAUGACAACUAUCGUACUAUUUACGGCGUUGCAUCACACUUCCGUUUUCGUCAUUAGUUAUAAGAACUGAUCGUAACUGUCCGUCCAUUUUUAUAUAUUUAAAUUUAUACAAUUGAUUGUGACUUUUAUUAUUUUAUAUUUACGAAGAACCGGUGAAUCUCAUAAAAUCAAAUUUUGCAUUUAUAUUCUUUGUACUUUAAGUAUCAAAAAGACAUUUUAUCAUAAUUUUAUUUGAUACAGUUGUAAGUUAUUUUAUAUAUGUUUACAUAGGUUUUAAAUCAUUGACAAUAAGAAAUGUAUAUUUGUAAAUUGCUUCUUUGGGACAUAUGCGAAGUUGUGAACAAUUGAAUUCAUCUUCUGAGCCUUUUCCCAACUAUAUUGGGGUCGGCUUCCAGUUUGAUUUGUAAAUUGAAUUAUGCCUUGAAUAUAAGCAUUAUCGUCAGAUUUUUUAAUAAAUAAAAUUCAAAUAUUAAAAAUAUCCAGAAGUUAAAUAAGGUAAAAUAGAGAAUAGUCCCAUUUUUUCUAAUAUAUCACGCUAACGCAUAUAUUUGCCUCGGAUUCUGAAAUAUGCCUCCAAAUUUUACACAAAUCUAAAUCACUACAUACUAAUUGUAUCAGAUCUGAAUCAUAAAACAAUGUUUUUCUUGACUGAAUAAAUAAAUGAUGUUAUUAUAA
Helicoverpa armigera (cotton bollworm) is the source of this 3065-nucleotide messenger RNA. RefSeq lists its product as uncharacterized. The transcript has 5 exons. The record is from RefSeq and is a predicted model, not a curated record. The coding region runs from base 324 to 839 and encodes 171 amino acids. NCBI's taxonomy places the organism in Eukaryota, Metazoa, Arthropoda, Insecta, Lepidoptera, Noctuidae.